GAGAAUUGUGUGUGUGUGUUGCAAUGCCCACUUCUUUCUCUCUUUGGCAUUGAAAACCUUUUCUUUUUAUUUACCAGUGGCCUCCAAGGUGUUCUAAAUUUUCGCCUCUCGAAUAUCGGUAAUCUUUCUUUGUGUCGAAUCCCGACGACAGAGCAAAGUGCAAGAGAGUGAUAAGAGCAGUGUUUUUGAGGGAGGAUGACUCAGACAGGUUGACGUUUUCUACAAGAGAAAGCGAAUCGCCGUCAUGAUUAGUUGCGUCCGUCUGUUUCUCCUUGUUUCUCUCUGUUUUUGGUCGUGAGAAUGAGAGCUGUAGUGCUGUGAGCUGGUGAAUUUGUACCAAACCCAGAAAUCAACCCCUCGCACAGAAGGAGGGAGUUGAGUGUGAGUGUUCCCCACGAGAUUGUGUCUGUAUAAAAAUGAAUUCACUCCGAAAGUGGCUCUACAAACCGAAGAAACAUGAUACAUCUUUGCUGGCCCAGUUUUACUAUGCAGAUGAGGAGCUUAAUGCAGUGGCCACUGAAUUGGACAGUUUCGAUGGAAGGAAAGACCCAGAACGUUGUGCAUCUCUUGUUUAUCAGCUAAGGCAGUGCCAGGACAAGGUGCUGACAAUAUGCAGUCAGUUGAUGGACGAAGUGAUGCCCAUCGACAGAGCAUGCAGGGAUUUCAGAUCCAAGUUUCCUGAUGAUGUUUUGCAAGAGAACCUAGCUGGACAGUUAUGGUUCGGUGCUGAGUGCCUGGCAGCUGGUUCAAGUAUUUUAAAUAGAGAAACGGAAAGUGCAGUGAUGCGUCCUUUGGCGAAAGCGUUGGCCAAAUCGCUGGAGACGGUGCGGGAACAACUACGUGAGCAGUGCCUCCGUAACUCGAUGGAGUUUCCCGACAAGCUACGCGAAAGCCUGUGCUUGUUCGAUAGGCUCUUUGCCGAAUUCGAGCUGAGUUAUGUCAGCGCUAUGGUUCCAGUAAAAACAGCGCUCGAGUACAACCACCAGCAGGACAUCAUUGUCCUGUUCUCUGAGACGUUACAACGUGCCUUGAGUCUGGGACUUUUGUCCCAAGACUUGGUAGACGCCUGUGAUCCCGCGCUUAUGUUCACUAUCCCGCGGCUUGCCAUCGUUUGUGGUCUUCUCGUUCUUCCUGACGGACCACUCAAUCUUCAAAGGCAGCUGUCAGAACUCUUCCGACCUUUCCGUAAUCUACUGUGUAAAAUUCGCGAUCUGCUGUGGACCCUAACUAGCCAAGAACUGCAGCUCCUCGAAAAGGCUCUUUGUUCCACGGACCCAACUCCGACGUCGGACUCAUCUGGCACUUACCCCAUGUGCAAGGCGGAUGAGUACAUAACAAAGUUUCAUCAGGAUUACCCAACCACUCAGAGAGUGGCAGGAAAGCUGUCACAAAAGAAUAACAGCAGUAGUAACGCGGCUCCCGCGGAAGUGGCCAACGCAGACCAAGGUCGGACUGGUCACACAGUUGAGCGAAGGACCAAUGACGAAGGCGAUACCAGCUCGUGUUCUAGUACGACGUCGUCAGCAUGCGGUACGAAUAGCGACAGCUCCUCUGUCACGUCCGCCGCCUCCGAGUGUCAAGAUGACGAAGAAAUAGCGCUGGCCCUGCAAGCGGCUGAAAUUGCUUCACGGAAUCAAAUUCGUGGCCGAUUUAAAAGCAGCGAAGACUUGAUCCACAGACUCUUUGUCUGCAUUUCUGGCGUGGCGGAUCAGCUGCAGACCAACUUCGCAUCAGAUCUACGCGCCAUUCUCAAGGCUGUUUUUCUAAUUAACGCCUCCCCGACGGAAGAGGAGGAGGAGCCAGUGGAAGAAGCUGAAGAAGGAGAAGAGGAGGUGGACAGCGGCAAUUCGGCGUCAUUGCUGGAUGACGCCUGGUACGUCAACAACAGCUCAUUCUUGACAUUCCCUGGCCAGCAGUUCCAGCAGGAGACGUCCGAAGAGGAGAGACGAAGCUCGCUACCGAGCAACGUGCCUUUCCGCCUUAGCCAAUCGACACCGUCGCCAGACGGGUCACCUGUCGACGACGAUGACAGUGGGCUGCUUCAACCGGAUCACGCCGAAACGGAUUCGCUGGAUCAAACGCCACCGUCCAGUCUGAGUCAGACGUCGGAUGGAACGCCUCCAUUGACUAUGCAUCGGGCCACUACAGUAGCUCCGUACUCGGGCAGCCCCAGCAGCACAUUCCCACUUGACGGGCAGCUUUCGACGCCACCGGCCUGGAUUCCCGACGAGUCGGCGCCACACUGCAUGUCCUGUCAAUCGGUUUUCACUGUCGUUCGCCGUCGCCAUCAUUGCCGAAAUUGUGGGAAAGUCUUUUGCGGCAAGUGCAGCGCUAACGCUGUCCCUUUACCUCGCUACGGCCACGUCAAGCCCGUCCGCGUCUGUAAUCGAUGCUUCAUGUUCCACGUGACACAUUUCGCCGUGACGGAGGCCUCUCUCUCCUAAUAACGAUUCUACAGCUACAUUACUACACUACCCGCCUCUUGCCCGUUUGUCGCACUUUCCAGGAGACUACGCACAAUAUUCUCUACAAAAGGAAUCACCACAUUGACCAUGAUGACGAAAAGCAAUUACAAAUUGACCUUCAGAUUAUAUCAAACCAAGCCCCGUCUGCUCUUUUGGUUCCCCAAUUUUCCCAUGCAACCCUUUUAUUAAUUAUUAUUAUACUCCCGGCAUCGUCAAAUUUACAUCUUGCGGGUGGUUAGUGACUAGUGACAGGACGAAGCCGUGUUGCCUUGUACAGUUCGCGUAUCUCGCCCUCAAUAACCACACAUGCGCGCUCCUAUUGUUCCUUUUCUGUACAAUUAUUAUUCAUUUUUUUUUUUUGUUUUUUUUUUUUUUAUUGGGUCUUUCUUAUUGAAGCAAUUAUUUGAUUGCGAAAUAGUCUUGAUCGUCGCCGGAAUUUGGAGCUACAGUUCUGGUGAUCGAUGGCCUCCGUGAGACCACAAACAUGAAAUUUUUCUUCCCUUCCCUUACUUUACCCCCCUCCCGCAAGAUGAAGAAAGAAGAAUUUAGAAGAAAUUGAAGAAUGAAUUAGAGAAAUUUGAACAACUUAAUCUGGUGUUGGUUUAUUUUGUUUAAGGUUUGGAUCGAACUGCAGCCUGCCCUUACAAUCUUUGCAGUUUCCCUACCAGUUUCCCCCCCCCCAUCCUUUAUACCAAUGUCACUUGAUAAUCGGCCCAAAACAUCUUGUUUUGAUCGUCAAAAUAUCCACAAGGAUUAUGCGACGAAUGUGUAAUUGUAUAUUCAAUCCAUUCUCCCUCCCCUCAAUUGGUAUUCGAUUUAAUACCACUUUCUUGCUGGACACACUGCUGACCUGUUAUAUUAUAUAUUCUCCUUCUUUAUGAUAGCUACGCAAUAAUAAAAUUGUUGUUUCCGAUCACGA
This is a messenger RNA of Daphnia pulicaria, 3384 nucleotides long. RefSeq names its product lateral signaling target protein 2 homolog. Lineage: Eukaryota; Metazoa; Arthropoda; Branchiopoda; Diplostraca; Daphniidae. The coding region runs from base 417 to 2444 and encodes 675 amino acids. The record is from RefSeq and is a predicted model, not a curated record. Gene Ontology annotation, molecular function: metal ion binding. Gene Ontology annotation, cellular component: early endosome membrane. The transcript has 6 exons.